Messenger RNA from Trematomus bernacchii (emerald rockcod), 4610 nucleotides. RefSeq names its product doublecortin-like kinase 1a (gene dclk1a). Gene Ontology annotation, biological process: protein phosphorylation; intracellular signal transduction. Gene Ontology annotation, molecular function: protein kinase activity; ATP binding. The record is from RefSeq and is a predicted model, not a curated record. NCBI's taxonomy places the organism in Eukaryota, Metazoa, Chordata, Actinopteri, Perciformes, Nototheniidae.
CAUCAACCGGACAACAAAGAGACGCACAGGGGGGCUCACUGCAGCCAGGAUAGGAUCACACGUUACCACCAUCCAGUGUCAGCGACCAGCCCACUGAACUCUUUUUCUUCAUAUCUGUUGGGAAAUCAAACAUCAGUCACACUGGAGGUGACCGUCACAGAAGCGUUAAUUACGCACGUAGACAGUACAGCCGUACUUGUGAGCCUCGCCAGAGAAAUGGAGAUGGAGCAUUUCGACGAGCGGGACAAAGGUCAGAGGCACGGCCGGUCCAGUGCGAAAUUGAACGGGGUGCCGAGCCCCACGCACAGCGCCCACUGCAGCCUGUACCGGACCCGGACCCUGAAGACUCUUACCACGGAGAGGAGAGCCAAGAAGGUCCGAUUCUACCGCAACGGAGACCGGUACUUCAACGGGAUAGUUUACGCCAUCUCCCCAGACCGGUUCCGGACCUUUGACGCCCUGCUGGCGGACAUGACCCGCUCCCUGUCCGACAACGUCAACCUGCCGCAGGGCGUCCGCACCAUCUACACCCUGGAUGGUUGCAAGAGGAUCUCCAAUAUUGAGCAGCUGGUAGAAGGUGAAAGCUAUGUGUGCAGCUCCAUCGAAGCUUACAAAAAGUUGGAUUACACAAAAAACGUGAACCCCAACUGGUCGGUGAAUGUCAAGGCCUCGGCUGCAUCCUCCCGCGGGCCCCCCUCCCUGGGCAGCGCCAAGGCUGGGGCUCCAGAGAGUCGUGAAACCAAGGACUUCAUACGUCCGAAGCUAGUGUCCGUAGUUCGGAGCGGAGUGAAGCCCCGCAAAACUGUGAGGAUCCUGCUGAACAAGAAGACGGCCCAUUCCUACGAACAAGUCCUGACCGAUAUUACUGAUGCCAUCAAGCUCGACUCCGGCGUGGUGAAGAAGAUCUACACGCUGGAGGGGAAACUGGUGACGUGUUUGCAAGACUUCUUUGGCGAUGAGGACGUUUUUGUUGCCUGUGGACCGGAGAAGUAUCGCUACCAAGAGGACUUGAUGUUGGAUGAAAGUGAGUGUCGUGUGAUGAAGACUGUGACCUAUGGGAAGAUGUCUGCCACUCUGAACCGAGACUCCCCCAAGCUCGCCGUCCAAACACGGCGCAGCAAGUCCCCUGCAUCCCUGAACGGGACGCCGGCCAGUCAGCUGUCCACUCCUCAUUCGGGAAAAUCUCCCAGCCCCUCCCCGCCCAGCCCGGGCAGCCUCAACCAACGCAUGGGGUCCCAGGGUUCUUCCAGCUCUCUGUCUUCCACUAAAGUGUCCAGCUCGGUAGAAGACGGAGAUGGACCUGUUACUGACGCUGAGGUUUUAGUCGACGAGGUUCCAGCUGUGCCGUCCUACAUAUCGGACCGCUACAAGGUGGGACGCACGUUAGGAGAUGGGAACUUUGCAGUGGUCCGGGAAUGUGUGGAGCACACUACAGGACGGGAGUACGCUCUGAAGAUCAUCAACAAGGGCAAAUGCAGAGGAAAGGAGCACAUGAUCCAGAAUGAGGUGGCCAUCCUGCGCAGGGUCAAACAUCCAAACGUCGUCCUGCUCAUAGAGGAGGUGGACACUUACAGCGAGCUCUAUCUGGUCAUGGAGCUGGUCAAGGGGGGGGAUCUGUUCGAUGCCAUCACCUCCGCCAACAGGUACACAGAGAGAGACGCCAGCGGCAUGCUCUACAAUCUGGCCAACGCCAUCAAAUACCUCCACAGCCUCAACAUUGUGCACAGAGACAUCAAACCAGAGAACCUGCUGGUGUAUGAGCAUGGAGACGGCAGCAAAAGCCUGAAACUGGGAGACUUUGGUUUGGCGACUGUGUUGGACGGACCUCUCUACACUGUUUGCGGGACCCCGACAUAUGUAGCACCAGAAAUCAUUGCAGAAACAGGGUAUGGCCUUAAGGUGGACAUCUGGGCAGCUGGAGUCAUCACCUACAUCCUGCUGUGUGGUUUCCCCCCCUUCAGAGGGAGCAGUGACGAUCAGGAAGUGCUUUUCGAUCAGAUCCUAAUGGGACAGCUAGAAUUUCCUCUGCCGUACUGGGACAACGUGUCAGAGACAGCAAUGGAGCUGAUUCGAUCCAUGCUGGAGGUGGAGGUGGAUCAGAGAUACACUGCCCUCCAGGUGCUCGAGCACCCUUGGGUCACUGAUGAGGGUCUUUGUGAGAACGAUCAUCAGUUGUCAGUAGCAGGGAAGAUAAAAAAGCACUUCAACACCAAUCCCAAGAGCAACGACACCACUGCAGGAGUGUCCGUCAUUUCUGCCACCCCUCUUGAUAAGGAGGGGCAGAUUCUCCGACGAGGACGCCACCAGGAUGUGAAGCUCGUGUCUUUGCAGAUGAUACCGACGGUGACAACAGUAAGAACAUCAACAACGAAAUCUCUACGGGCGGAUCCUCCCAGUUGCCUCCCCGGCCGGCCCAUGGCCCCUCCCUCUCUGACCCCUGACCCUUCCCCGAGCCCCAGCCUCCCUUCUGACUCUGAUGACAUCUCCAUCAGCUCAGCCAGCACCGCCUGCUCGCCCUUCUAGAGAGGAUGAGGAGGAGGAGGAGGAGGAGGAGGAAGAGGAAGAAGCGAGAAGGACAAAUCCUCGUCCAGCUCCUCCCUCUAUAUGGAGGAGGAGGAAGAGGAGACGUCAGCUUUCUCUUAUCUAAGGCUGGGGGUGAACAAGGGGAAACUGUGGAGGGAUCAAAAACAACACAUUUAGAGAACAGCUUUUUGCUCACCUGAAUCCAUCUUUCCAAACCUUGAGGAGAGAUUGAUCAAAGGGUGGAAAGAUAGGGUAGUUUGGGAGAAAGACUUAAGAGGCAACAAGAAACAGGAGGAAGAUGGAAAGAAAUGAAAAACUUGUAUUUAUUUAUUUUCAACGUUCUCUCAUCCGAGCACAUGUCGCAGAGCUCGAGGAGCGAGAAAGGGCGUUGACCUUUCAGUGAUGAUCUGGCCUCGACAUGGAAACUUCAUUAUGGUGGAGCUGCUCGACAAGGCAAUAUGAGAAUAUGGACCAAUGUUCAUGUUUUAUUGAACCUUAUUUAUUCAUUCUUUAUUCACUGCAUUUUUAUAUGUAUUUCCCUUUUGCAUAAAGGAUACCUUUUUGUUGACUAGGGGGAACGGAAAUAAUAGGAAAGUGUUAGAAGUAGAGCUCAGAAAUGCUGAAGUAGGCUAACGUAGACUAAUGUUGGAAUAUGAGCGCUACACUGUGUAGAGGAAGGAGUUGUUUUCUUACAAAUGUGUUAAAUAUAGUGUUCGUAGAAAAAGAUAAAUGACUGAUCAUAUUCAGUGCUAUAAUUCUGUGCUCCACACAGUAUUGGCGUUGCCUUCCUGUAAUGUUGGAUUGUAGUAUUACAGUUUACAUUUUACACAGACUGCUAUUAAGAAAAUAAUGGUGCAUUUGAUCCCUUCUUGUAAUUUUGUUAACUGCUUUGUUCGAUAUAUUGAUACACAAAAUUCAGCAGCAUUCUGGUGCUUGUGUAGCAAACUCAAUAUGUUUUCCUCAAUGCUCACAGAUUCACAAUCAUUCUGAAUUGAUAUCAUAUUAAUCUUGAUAUUUUGUCAUUUUCAUGUACACAUAUAAAGCCUUGUUUACAUUUUUUCUCUAACAAAGGCAUAUUUCAUCCACAUUUUCCAGCAGUAAUGAAAGGUAUAAUUGUUUCAGCCUAUGUGUACCAUUUGAAUGGGUUUGGAGGAGUGUUUUGUGGUAAAUGUAUACAAUUAGCCGUUUAUGAGGGUUGCCUAUUUGCACAAAGUACUGCAGUCAAGGUGCAGUCAAACAGAAAGACGGUUUGGAUGUCUGAGAACCAGCAAUUCUGGAAAGCAGUGAAGUUAAAGGAUGGUGGAGGAUUUAUUUAGCUCUGUAAAACCUCAUUCAUGGCUUCAUUUAUUUAGAUGAAAGCAUGACAGACAUAGUAGCCUAUUCUUAUCAAAAGAAUUCCGUUUCGUGAAGAAGUAUUGUUUAUAGGUUAUGUAAAUAACACAAUUUCAUUUAUUUUGAUAGUUCACAAUACAGUAUAUUUCUUUACUAGCAGUAAGUCUAUAAAAAAAACAUUCAUGUGUCAGCGAAGAAAAAAACCAACAAAGCGGAGAUCAUGAUGAUGAAAUGGCACAGUACAGUUGAGUUAAAAAAGACCAUUUCAACUUGAAGUUGUAGCGCCUGGAUGGAUCUACGCAGACACAUCUAGAGAAGACAGCCAUCUUUGCUUCCUGUCAGACACUGGGAAUGAUGUCACUUCCUUUGCAAAAGCAACUGAUAAAGGAAUUUCCAGUAACUGAUGUGAGAUAACAGAAAGGAGAAGCCAGAGGGGUGAGAGAAGUUACUUUAAACUUGUUUUUUUACUUAAUUGUUUUUGACUUUUUACAGCUGAUCUCACUGCAGUCGUCACACUUGUCUGUUUCUGUGUUUAUAAUCUCAUCAUCACAUAUACAGUAAUGUGCCGGCAUAUUGACCAGAUCAGUAUACAUUUGUUGUGCUGUUGGAAUCAAGCACAUGGGCACAUGUGGUUUACCAAAGUACUCUCACUGCUGCACCACAGUAUUACAAUCUGUUGCAAUACCAAUACCUGUACCUCUGUUCAACAAUGGUCUACCAAUAGUAAUAGUAAUAAUUAAAAUAUGUUUCAAAAA